Messenger RNA from Durio zibethinus, 1673 nucleotides. RefSeq names its product protein LIGHT-DEPENDENT SHORT HYPOCOTYLS 1-like. Gene Ontology annotation, cellular component: nucleus. Gene Ontology annotation, biological process: mRNA transcription; response to light stimulus. NCBI's taxonomy places the organism in Eukaryota, Viridiplantae, Streptophyta, Magnoliopsida, Malvales, Malvaceae. The record is from RefSeq and is a predicted model, not a curated record.
CUGACUGAACCCUUCCCCUCUCUCCCCUCUCUCCCAUCUCUUAACCAUUGGACUAUGAGAUGAGAAAAUUUUCUGAUUCUCUUUCUUUUUUGGUUUCAAAAAUCCUAUCUCUCUCUUACUUUAUCAACAGUGUUUAACUUCAGUUUGCUUGCUCUUUUUCUGGAAAAGGAAAAUCUGAUCGUCUCUGAUCUGAUCUUUUUUCUCUCUUUGGCCAUAUUUUCAUUCCCCAAAUAACUGCAGUCUCGCAACAAUUUCUUGCAGUCUCUCUGCAGCUGCUGCUGCCUGCUGCUGUGUGUGUUCAACUUCAAAACCAAAAGGGCCUCUCCAAAACAAGAAAGAGAGACUACUACUGCUACUUCUAUAUUUUUUCCUUGGUUCAAUUAAUUUUUACCAAUAUUUUCACUCCCAAAAAGGAAAAAAAAAAAAAAAAGAAAACUCUUUUCUCACUUUCACAUAUAUUCUCACGGAAGCCAUGCAAAAUCUUGCAUUUCAUCAUUUCUUGAGUUAUCACAGCCACCAAUAUACCUGAAAGUGAAAAGCUCUUCAUCACUUUUUUUUUUCAAUUAUUCCUCAGCAAAGAUAAAGAAACUGUUCCUUCAGCCUUAAUUAGGUUCAUAUUUCUACUCUCUGAUCAUCCUCAGUUUUUCAAGAAGAUUAAUAUAGAAGAAGGGACUGAAACCCUAAAAAAGGAGCGCAUCAAAACAAGAAGCAAAGAUAACACCAUCAACAAGAAAACCAGCGGCUGUCAAGAUCCUUCAACACCCCAGAAAAAAGAUAAAGAUCAAUCUUCUGUGAUAAUGGACUUGGUUUCCCCACAAAACAACCCAAAUAACUAUCCAAGCCCGAUAGUAGGCUCAAACUCCAUAGCAACUAUAGCUACCAACAACAGCAGCAGCAUCAUCAGCACUGCAGCGCCUACUCCUAGCACUACAACACCACCUCCAUCGACCACUCCAAGCCGCUAUGAGAACCAGAAGCGCAGAGAUUGGAACACUUUUUGCCAAUACCUGAGAAAUCAUAGGCCUCCACUGUCUCUUUCAAUGUGUAGUGGUGCUCAUGUCCUUGAGUUUCUUAGGUACCUUGAUCAAUUUGGCAAGACCAAAGUUCAUAACCAGACUUGCCCUUUCUUUGGCCUCCCUAACCCUCCUGCUCCUUGCCCUUGCCCUCUUAGACAAGCCUGGGGUAGCCUUGAUGCACUCAUUGGUCGACUCCGGGCUGCUUACGAGGAGCAUGGAGGUAGGCCAGAAGGGAACCCUUUUGGAGCUAGAGCUGUCAGGAUUUACUUAAGGGAAGUCAGGGAUUUCCAGGCCAAAGCUAGAGGGGUUAGCUAUGAGAAGAAAAGAAAGAGGCCUAAGCAGAAGGUAGCGCCAUCAGCACAAGCACCAGCUACACUUGCCGUUGCUGAUGCCACUGUUGCAAAAAGUACUAUGUAAAAGAAGGAUAGGGUCCUUUUGCAAUCAGCAAAUUGGUCUGGAUGAUUUGGUUUUAUGGGUAUUGUUUUUAUAAAGGUAUUUCUCUUUGUUUACUUUGAUAUUUCAAUGACUUAGUUGAUAAUGUUAUUUAUAUAUAUAUAUAUGAUGGUAUAAGCCAAUGCCAAUCCUAGUAGAUAUUGUGAUGAUCUCUGUUGUUUUCGUGUAUAAAUAUGAAAUCUAUUCAAAUCAUCUUUCUCUGUC